AUCAACCUCUCCACUUAGAAGGCUUCUUACUGGUCGAACAUUUUAUAUUUGAUAUAACUAAAUAAUUUUGAUACUUAUUAAUUAAUCGGUCCCCGAAAAAUUGUAUAAAUGCAUACAUUAAUCUAAAUCAAUCUUCAUAAUUAAGUGUAAAACAAUAAGCUAGAACAAAAACAGUUUAUAUCCAAUUUUAUAAAUAUUUUUUUAGAGAAAAUCAUGAAGGCAGCUCAAGUAGUUGAUCAAGAAGUGCAAACCGGCAAGGUGUCAAUAGAGUCAACCACGAGGCGAAGUGUAAGCCGGGGGCUAUCAAUACUAGAUUUCAUUCUGAGAGUACUUGCAGCCCUUGGAACCCUAGCAAGUGCCAUUGCCAUGGGAACCACCAAACAAACACUUCCUUUUGUUACUCGCUUCGUUCGAUUCAAGGCCGUUUAUAAAGACCUUCCCACAUUUACGUUUUUUGUGAUUGCGAAUUCUAUUGCGUUCGGAUAUCUUCUUCUCUCACUCACUAUCUCUUUCCUACACAUCGUCAAAUAUAAAGCCAUAAAUAGUAGAAUCGUCUUGAUUGUAUUCGACUUGGUAAUAAUGGGUGUAUUAAUGGGUGGAGCUUCAGCUGCGACAGCUAUAGUGAGCUUAGCACACGAUGGGAACACAAUUGCUAACUGGUUUCCGAUUUGCAGACAAUUCAAUAGCUUCUGUCAACGCGUUUCGGGUUCUCUCAUUGGUUCUUACCUUGCCAUAGUUCUCUUCAUCAUCCUAAUCAUCUUGUCUUCACUUGUCAUCUCUCGACGCUAGCUACCUACCUAAUUAUUUAAUGAUUACAAAUCUCUGUUUGUUAUUUAAUUUGCUUUAAUGGCAAAAAAUAAGAUUCACAAAAGAGAUGGAAUCGAGCGUACGUACUGAUGUAAUUUGUCAAACAUGGAAAUAUGGAAUGUGGUCUUUACCUUAUCAUGAA
Molecule: messenger RNA, 949 nt
Organism: Cannabis sativa
Lineage: Eukaryota; Viridiplantae; Streptophyta; Magnoliopsida; Rosales; Cannabaceae
Product: casparian strip membrane protein 1-like
Exons: 3
Coding region: 214-789 (191 amino acids)
Source: RefSeq, a predicted model, not a curated record